AUGAUGCUUUCCCCAACUCAAGGGGUUCCUUCACAAAAUCCAGAGUGGAAUGGGUAUCAAGACACCUUAGGAUAUAUGAUGAACAACCUGGUGACUGAAACUAAUAUGUAUCAACACCAUCCACCCCAGAAAUUAAUUGAAGAAUAUCCAGAACGACCUGGCCAACCCAAAUAUCCAUUUCCUCUUUAA
This is a messenger RNA of Humulus lupulus (European hop), 189 nucleotides long. Its product is annotated as zinc finger CCCH domain-containing protein 43-like. NCBI's taxonomy places the organism in Eukaryota, Viridiplantae, Streptophyta, Magnoliopsida, Rosales, Cannabaceae. Bases 1 to 189 code for a protein of 62 amino acids. The transcript is spliced from 2 exons. The record is from RefSeq and is a predicted model, not a curated record.